AUGCCUAGCCUGCUGGUUCUAGCAGGGAUCAUGGAGAAAAAUGGGGGCUACGGCGGGGAUCUGGCCGGCUCCGGCUUCGGAAGCGAAGGUCUCCUUGUGCCGCCCGAUGAGGAGGAAGACGACUCCCGUGCCCUCAGGGUCGCGCUGGGCCAGUUAUCUCUACUGGGGCUCGGGGAAGGCGAGGACGGCGGCGGAGCCCCAACAACAGGAGUACAGGACCGGAGUAACAAUAACAACAACCACCACAACCACACGAAUAGCAUCGGAGGUGGCGGGGACACGGCGAUCCUGCAAGGGAAAAGCAAGUUGUGCGCCCUGUACGAGAGCUCCUCAAGUGAGACCAAAGGACGAGGCUGCAACAUAACAGAAUGCGUCCCAGUGCCCAGCUCUGAACAUGUGGCCGAAAUAGUGGGGAGACAAGGUUGCAAGAUCAAAGCCCUGCGGGCCAAGACCAACACCUACAUCAAAACCCCCGUUAGAGGAGAGGAGCCGGUGUUCUUAAUCACUGGCCGGAAGGAGGAUGUUGCAUUGGCCCGCCGUGAAAUCAUCUCUGCUGCUGAGCACUUCUCCAUGCUUCGGGCAUCCCGCAACAAGCUGGGGGUGUCCUUUAGCGGCUCCCCGCCAACACCUUUGCCAGGUCAGACCACCAUUCAGGUGAGAGUGCCAUACCGUGUCGUGGGGCUGGUUGUGGGGCCUAAGGGCUCCACCAUCAAACGCAUCCAGCAGCAAACCUGCACUUACAUCGUCACUCCCAGUCGAGACCGCGACCCUGUCUUUGAAAUCACGGGGUCACCCAGCAACGCCGAGCGGGCCCGCGAGGAGAUUGAAGCACACAUCGCCUUCCGAACAGGAGGUCUGCACGACCACAAUAAUGAGAAUGACUGUAUGGGGCCGAAUGGUGGAAGCAGCCCAGCGGGCAGCAGCGGUGGUCUGGAGAGCCGGCUUCAGCAGGUGUGGGGGCUGCAGGGGGGCCAGCGCAAGCCCCUCACCAGCAGCUACCGCCAGAACUUCUCAGAUGCCAUGGUUGGAGGGGGAGGAGGAGGAGGUGAAGGAGGGGGAAUCUAUAACAAGGGCAACUUCUCCAACUCCGGAGAGAAGCCCUGCUCUUAUUUUGGAUCUGAGGGUACCCAGAGCUGGGGCGACCCCGACUACCCCAAACAGGUGGCCUUCUACGCCCAGCAGCGUUCCAAGAGCUUCGGAGGCCUCCCUCUCCCUCUGACCAGACUCUCCCCAGGCUUAAACGAGUCCUGCGGAGGUGGAAGUAACAACAACUCUUCAGUCACCAGCAUUGUGCCCGUAUCCGGCUCACCUCAUGCCCAGGCCCGCCGCGCCCACAGUGAGCCCACCUCAGCCGGCGAGGGGUUUCCAGGCCGUCUGCCAGUGCCGGACUCGCCACCGGCCACUGUGCGGGACUGCAUGACCUGCUUUGAGAGCAAAGUUACAGCUGCCUUGGUGCCCUGUGGCCAUAACCUCUUCUGCAUGGAGUGUGCCAUCCGAAUCUGUGAGCUCAACCACCCGGAGUGCCCAGUGUGCCACACCCAGGUCACACAGGCCAUCCGAAUAUUCUCUUAA
Molecule: messenger RNA, 1572 nt
Organism: Scomber scombrus (Atlantic mackerel)
Lineage: Eukaryota; Metazoa; Chordata; Actinopteri; Scombriformes; Scombridae
Gene: mex3a
Product: mex-3 RNA binding family member A
Exons: 2
Coding region: 1-1572 (523 amino acids)
Molecular function (GO): RNA binding
Source: RefSeq, a predicted model, not a curated record